This is a messenger RNA of Strongylocentrotus purpuratus (purple sea urchin), 4131 nucleotides long. RefSeq names its product valine--tRNA ligase. NCBI's taxonomy places the organism in Eukaryota, Metazoa, Echinodermata, Echinoidea, Camarodonta, Strongylocentrotidae. Gene Ontology annotation, biological process: valyl-tRNA aminoacylation. The transcript is spliced from 24 exons. Gene Ontology annotation, cellular component: cytosol. Bases 16 to 3387 code for a protein of 1123 amino acids. Gene Ontology annotation, molecular function: aminoacyl-tRNA deacylase activity; ATP binding; valine-tRNA ligase activity. The record is from RefSeq and is a predicted model, not a curated record.
UUCCACCAUGCCAGCAUGCUUCACAGGGGCAUCCAACAGUGGUACGUACCUCUGAAGAACAGCCCAGCUCUGUGGCUUGUUCACAUUCAAAGGGGAAGAUGCUUUAUCGGCUACAAGCAGGUUCACACUACCUUGAGUAAACGUUUCCUAGGACACUCCAGCUACAGCAAUGUACAAGGUGCUCCUAGAACAGCAUACCUGAUUAACAGGAGGGGACUUCACACUAGCCAGUGUGAGUGUACUUCAGAUGGCUCUAGUUCGUCUCCUGGUGUGGACUCAACCUCGUCUGGAGCCGGAGACAGGCAGAGAGCCAAGGCGGAGAAACGAAGGAGGCGGAGGGAGAAGAUUGAUGAGAUCCAGAGAGAUGGGGAGGAGGCUCCUGGAAGCAGGAGGCAAGGAGCUGGCCAGAAGAGCUGGAGCAAGAAGGAGAUUGUCACCUAUGAUAUACCCACUCCUCCAGGAGAAAAGAAAGAUGUGAGCGUGGCCCUUCCUAGAUCAUACAGUCCCAGCUAUGUGGAAGCAUGUUGGUAUGACUGGUGGCACAAGAUGGGAUUCUUCAAACCAGAAUCUCUGGCAAAAUGGCGGAAUCCAGUGGAAGAGAAGGAGCCCUUUGUGAUGUGUCUCCCUCCACCCAAUGUUACCGGUGUCCUUCAUCUUGGCCACACCCUAACAACUACCAUCCAAGAUAGCCUCAUCAGAUGGAAGAGAAUGGUGGGUGUUCCCUCUCUGUGGAUACCAGGUUGUGACCAUGCAGGCAUCGCCACACAGGUAGUGGUUGAGAAGCAGAUACAUCAUGAGAAAGGGAUCACCAGGCAAGACAUGGGAAGGGAGGAGUUUAUCAAGGAGGUCUGGAGGUGGAAGGAAGAGAAAGGAGGUGAGAUAUACCAGCAGUUGAGGCAGCUAGGAGCAUCAUUAGACUGGGACCGAGAUAACUUCACCAUGGAUCAAAAAUUCUCCCAUGCAGUACGGGAAGCAUUUGUACGUCUCCAUGACGAUGGCAUCAUCUACCGGUCAAGUCAGCUGGUUAACUGGUCUUGUACUCUUAACUCUGCUAUUUCUGAUAUUGAGGUUGAUCAAAUGUCGCUUCCUGGCCGUUCAUCACUGAAGGUCCCUGGUUACGCUGAUCCUGUGGAGUUUGGGGUUCUUACCUACUUUGCUUAUCCCAUAGAGGGCUCCGAUGCAGAGAUAGUCGUAGCUACCACCCGCCCGGAGACGAUGCUUGGUGAUACUGGGAUAGCGGUUCAUCCCCAUGACGACAGAUACAGCCAUCUGAUUGGUCAGUCAGCUGUCCAUCCUUUCACUGGACGUAGAGUACCGGUCAUAGCCGAUGAGGCAGUGGACAUGGCCUAUGGCACCGGCGCUGUGAAGAUCACUCCUGCUCAUGAUUACAACGACUGUGAGAUGGGACGGAGGCAUGACCUUGACUCUCUCAAUGUCAUUGACGAGGAAGGCAAAAUCGUAGCUGAGGGAACUGAGUUCCAGGGAAUGAAGCGGUUUGUUGCCCGCCAGGCCGUCAUUCAAGCACUCAAAGAUAGAGGCUUGUAUAGAAGAACAGAGGAUAACCCUAUGUCUCUCCCAAUUUGUAGUCGGUCAGGUGACAUUGUUGAGCCACUUCUCAAAUCUCAGUGGUUUGUGAAGUGUUCUGAGAUGGGCCAGAGAGCACUAAGAUCGGUUGAGACUGGUGAACUAAAGAUAGUACCUGCUGUGUACCACAAGACAUGGAGGCAUUGGCUUGCAAAUGUCAGAGAUUGGUGUAUAUCCCGUCAGCUUUGGUGGGGUCACCGUAUUCCUGCGUACCGUGUGGAAAUACAAGGGAUGGAUCCUGCUGACAUGAUGGAAAAUGAUCAUUGGGUGAGUGGACACACUGAGGAGGAGGCCAGGGAUAAAGCAAGCAGAAAAUAUGGAGUAGAUGGUCAUCGAAUCUUGCUUACUCAAGAUGAGGAUGUCUUAGACACAUGGUUCUCUUCAGCUCUCUUCCCGUUCGCUGUGCACGGCUGGCCUCACAAGACACCAGACCUUCAGGAGUAUUACCCCAGCUCUGUCUUAGAGACUGGCUAUGAUAUCCUUUUCUUCUGGGUAGCAAGGAUGGUGAUGAUGGGCCAACAGCUGACAGGAGAACUCCCAUUCCACAAAGUGUACCUUCAUUCUAUGGUGAGAGAUGCCCACGGUCGUAAGAUGAGUAAAUCCCUCGGGAAUGUGAUUGAUCCACUAGAUGUCAUCCAUGGUGUCUCUCUAGAGCAAUUACAAUCCAGCCUCCUCCAUGGCAACCUGAAGCUUGACCCCAAAGAACUGAAGGUCGCGAUGAAAGGACAGAGGUCAGAUUUCCCACAGGGCAUUCCAGAGUGUGGAACAGAUGCGCUAAGGUUUGCCCUCGCUUCUUACAACUCCCAAGGUCAAGAUAUCAACUUGAAUGUAGGCCAGGUCUUAGAGUACAGACAUUUCUGUAACAAGAUCUGGAAUGCUAGCAAGUUUGCUCUAUCUGCCUUUGAAAAGGAUUUCAGCCCACAGCCCAUCGAUGAGGUUUUACGUUCGGCUACUCCUGUAGAUCUCUGGAUUCUUCACAAACUGGCAACCACCAUACAGGCCUGCCAUAAAGGGUUUAAUGAUGUGGACCUUCCGAUGGUGACAACUGCCCUCUAUAGGUUCUGGGUGCACAACCUGUGUGAUGUUUAUCUGGAGUGCAUCAAAGAGCCUUUAAGCAAGACUCAGACAGAGGAAUGUAUGACGUCAGCCAAUGUUCUUCACACAGUGAUAGAUGGCGCCCUUCGUCUCAUGCAUCCCAUCAUGCCCUUUCUGACUGAAGAGUUGUUUCAGAGGUUGCCAAGGCAACAGAAUGACGAGUGUCCUAGUAUCUGUGUAGCUCCAUACCCUACCUUGCAAGAGCACCCGUUCAUAGAUGAGGCAGUGGAGGAACAAGUCGAGGUCAUGCUGGAAGUAGUUCAUGCAGUCAGGUCACUGGAGGGAAUGCUGGGAUUGAAGAGAGGACAGUCUAAAGUGGGUAUCACAUGUCAAGAUGAGGGAGUGUUGUCGAAUCUUAGAAGACUGCAUCACCCACUUGCCACACUUACCAGAUCACCUCAUGUAGACAUCUCCUCCGGUGAGGCCCCUCCCCCUGGAAGUGCAGUCCUGGCUGUGGGAAGCAAAUGUACAGCUUAUCUGCAUCUUCAGGAAGCAUCAAACAAAGCUGCUGCUGAACGUUUGCUCGCCCGGCAGGUGAAGGCAGAGCAUCAGCUGAGCAAGCUCAAGACAGCCAUGGCCAUUCCAAACUACGAGCUCAAAGUACCAGAAAGGAUCCAACUCAGCAAUAGAAUGAAGUUUGAAGAGCUAGAGGCUGAAGUGAGGUCGUACAAGGAGCUUUUAGCUUCCCUUCAGACGAUGUCAAGGUGACCUUCAGACAAUGUCUAGGUGACGAUGGAAAGCAACCGAUGUAUACUGAGGAAUAAACGACUCAAGAAUCUUGUGCAGACUUGUAUUUUCCAUAGAAUAAAUUUGUCAAAGACAAAGAGAGAUGCAUGGUUUAAGCCUGCAAUCAGCACCUCAGAUCUACUUAGUGAGUUUUGUCGCUCCAUGGUUUUUUCUAAAAUUAAAACCUUUCAGAGAAGAGGAAGAGGUGAUACCUUUGAGCCUGAGAUCGAUGGAUUAAUAUCCUCCUGCAGAUCUGCUGAGUGAGCUUGUUCACUUUGUAGUCCAUCAGAUGCGACAAUGGCUAACAACAGGAACUUCAUUGAUAUGCCAUGAGAGAUAUGUGCUUUGAGCUUUCAUUCAGCACCCCAAGAACUCAUAAAGAUAAACGUCUUGCACUGGACCAUGCAGAUUUCCAUCAGAAAAUGGAGAAGGGGGUUCAUCUAUGCAUCCCAAAAGGUGUCCUUUGAGUCUGAGUACCGUCCUGCUAAGACGCAAAUCACCUAUCAAUCUGUAGAGUUGUCCAUCUGAAAUUGAAAUGCUUAUAAUUGAUUUGUAAUGUUUUGUUGGAAACAUGAAUAAAUUUGAAAUUUGAAAUUUGAAUUUGAAAUGAGUCUCGAAACCCAUCACAUGCUAAAGAAUUCAAUCAUUGAAAUAUGAUUCAAAGGAAUACAUUUAUCUUACACUUAUUCUUGAAUAUAAUAAAGGUAUCAUGAUGAUUACAUGUAA